AUGCAUAAGCGGAAUACACUAAGCCCAACUGCAACCUUCCCCUCCAAUGUUCCCUCCUGCAGAUCCCUGUCAUCCAGUGAGGCUGGCCCCAGUGGCCCCUCCAGCCUCUCAGAUGGGGAGCUGGCCCGGAACUUACAGGACAGCAUCAAGCACCGCAUCCUGUACCUCUCAGAGCAGCUGAGAGUGGAGAAGGCCAGCCGGGCCAGGAACACUGUGGGCUUCCUCAAGCUGGUGUCCACAGCCGACCGGCACCAGGCCCCCCACAUCUGGCAGGCCUUCGAGAAGGUGAACCAGCAUGCCUCUGCCACCGUUGCCCAGAUUGAGCGAAGGCUCCACCGGUGUCACCAGCAGCUGCAGGAGCUGGAGGAGGGCUGCAGGCCCAAGGGCUUAGCGCUGAGGGCAGAAAGCAGCCUGGGGGACAACUGCGAGCAGCCCAGCGAGAAGGCUCUGUUUUCAGAGCCCCCCAAGCCAGGUGCGGAAGACUGCCCGUCCACUGGCCUGUUUGAUGUCAUUAGACACUUCUCUCCGGAGAGUCACUCCCCAGCCUUGCGGCAGAGGAGGUCCUCGGAGACCAAGCAUGGGGUCCAGCCGCGAGACCUGCUGUGGCAGAAGGUGAAGGAAGAGCUGAUCAAAGUCAAGACCUUCCACCUCAGCUUGCAGGUGUCCUAUCAGAGCCUCAAGGAGCGGUAUGUGACCAACCUGCAGGCAUUGCUGGAGUCCCUCUGGGAGGAGAAGUGCAGACAAGUGCAGCUGGAAGGACAGGUGAAUGAGCACCUACAGGGGCACCUGGACAAGAUUUACCACCUCAAACAGAAUCUGGCCUGCACCGAGGAGAGAAUGGCCUAUCUGUCCUACGAGAGAGCCAAGGAGAUAUGGGAGGUUAUGGACACGUUCAAGAGCCGUGUAGUCAAGCUGGAGGCUCUGCAGCAGGUUACCCAACUGGAGGUGACAGAGGGCGUGCGUAGCCGGCCCCGGGGCUUCCUGGUCCUGGUCUCCAGUGCCUGCGCCUGCCCGGUGCCGCUGCUGAACUCGCGCCUGCGCACGGGCACCGCGUUCCUGCUCGUCGGGCUGGACGCCCUGGCCUGGCAGAAGCAGCAUGCCAUCCCCGCCGCGGACUGGCAGGCCUGGGUCCCCUCCAGAUGGAGACUGUGUUCCGGGGAUUCCAAGCCUCUACCAGAGGGGCCUUAAAGGGCCUGGCUUCGCUAGCUCCUCCCGCCUCCCCAGACAGCUGCUUCUCGGCUCCCCCUUUCUUGUUCCAUCACCAGCAGCCCAAUGAGAGUAUCAUUGGCUUCCUUUGUAAUCCUAUGGAUCUCAUUGUGCACGUCUGCCAACGUUCUUCUAAGAAGGGGUCCACGGGCUUCCCCAGAGGGCUGAGGAUGUCUGUGGCCCCAAGACUGGUGACCCGAGAACAGACCUCGAGCAGUUGCAAAGGCAAGACGGACUGUCUUUCUGUCAUUCUCUCCUCAGAAUCUGAAUUGGAGAUCACUUCAGGCGGCAACAAGACAAACCCAAGUUAGAUGUGGGAGCUAAGGACCCAGGCAUUGUGACCAGGUGGCCCUGGGAAACUUGAAAAAUGGGAAGGCAGCUGCAAGUCUUCGCUGCUUUGAUGGCCGGGGGCCUGGAGACAGGCUGCACGUGGUCAGCGAUGGCCAAGUUCACCAGGAUCCAGUUCAGAGGGUGGCGCAGCUUCUUGAACUUCAUGGUGGCUGCCAGCACGAGCCCAUUGGUGAGGAUGGAGGCGACGACCACAAAGACCAUCCAGACACUGCCCUUAAGAACACGAUUCUUAGUGGGAGAGAAAGGAGACGCAGAGGUCAAACCCAACUGGCUCCACUGGGGAACCAAGUCACUAUUUGGAACUGGGCGAAAUAGAAGGAGACUCAAGCAUCUCUUCUGCCUUUCCCAUGCACACCGUGUCCCUGGGGAACCCGAUAGCACGUACCUACCGAAGAUUUACAGAGGAAAUGAUGUGAUGUCUUGGAUCUGCUUCCAGAAAUCGGCAGGAGUGGUUGGUGGAGGGGUUAGAGAUGAAAUAAGACAAGUGAUGGAUACCCGGGGGCCAUUAUACUGUCCCCUCUACUUUGGUAGACACUUGAACUUUUGAAAAAAUUUUACAAUAAGGAAUCUUGUGCAUCGAUGAAGCCCCAGGGGCCUCCAGGGAGAGCAUUGUUGUGUCUACAUCGAGGACGUUUUGGGGUGCAAACAGUCAGGUCAAGGUGAACUUCACGGUUCUCAACCGAUUCGGCUUGGGAACCCUGUUGCUGGUCCUGCUCUGGCUGUCAAGGAGCUGGUGUGGCUUCUGGAAACUGCAGCAAGUGAGACAUUCUUAAAGGAACUGAAGGUCUUUGGUUUGAAGAAGGGACCUGGGGAAGGGGGGCCACGGGCUGAGGGUCAUUACACUCCUCAGGUCUCUGAUGGACUGGCAUGCCCAGGGCAGAACUCGGGCUACCUCGAUGGAGUUUUCGGCUUUCUUUUGGGCCAAAGCCCUCUCUACUGGGGCAGCUUGGAGCAGAACAGCUGCCCCGGGAGCCGAGCUAGCCUCUUCCCUAGCAUGUACUGCCAGAGGCCAUGGGCUCUGCGCAUGAACUUGGACAAGAUGGCCACCACGGUCUCUUCUACCCUUAGGCUCUCGAAGUCACUCACCCUCCUCCGGGCCAACCCAGCCUCCCACUCCUGCUGGUGGUCUCCAUUUGGCUUUGGGAGAUGCAAAGAUGAGUCAGGCCCAGUUCCCUCCCUGGAAGCUCAGGGAUGAGUGUAAUAAGCGCUCACUGGCAGUCUGGGGCCACACGGGAAGAGUUCCUGAACUUUCCUGGGGCAGGAAUUCUCAAAGGGUCUGGGAAGCCCAUGUGGUUUGAAAAUGCGCAUUCGAUAUUACGGUGUCCUUUUAUAUUCAGAGAGGACCCCCCCAUUCAUGUUAUCAUAAAGGCUAAGAAAGAAGGCCACUCGGGCCUGUGUCCCAGGAGGGCUGUCCCAGCCAGCGUGACCCAGCCUUGGCACCUACUCGCUCACCUCUGGUGGAGCUGCUGCUGGUGUAGGUGAAGACGCUCCCCUGGGUGCU
Messenger RNA from Balaenoptera musculus (blue whale), 3058 nucleotides. It is a transcript of the gene TEX28, whose product is annotated as testis expressed 28. The record is from RefSeq and is a predicted model, not a curated record. Gene Ontology annotation, cellular component: endomembrane system. Lineage: Eukaryota; Metazoa; Chordata; Mammalia; Artiodactyla; Balaenopteridae. The transcript has 9 exons. The coding region runs from base 1 to 1188 and encodes 395 amino acids.